AAAAUCUUGUUGAGCGAGUUCAGAAAAAGCCGAUUUGGCCAGAUGUGCGAGGGAGGCGGCGCUCUGGGCUGACCAAUUGGAACCUCGUGGGCCAGGGGAAGGACGAACAUCUUAAGAUAUUGGCACAAACCUGCUGCCCUUAUGUCUACUUUGCUGAUCAAUCAGCCCCAGUAUUCCUGGUUGAAAGAUCUGGGACUCAAAGAAGAAAAUGAAGGCGUGUAUAAUGGGACCUGGGGUGGAAGAGGGGAGGUUGUUACAAGUUACUGCCCAGCUAACAAUGAGCCUAUAGCAAGAGUCCGUCAGGCCAAUCUGGCGGAUUAUGAAGAAACACUAAAGAAAGCCAAAGAAGCUUGGAAGAUAUGGGCAGAUAUUCCAGCCCCUAAAAGAGGAGAAAUAGUAAGACAGAUUGGCGAAGCCUUGCGACAGAAGAUCCAAAUCUUAGGAAACUUGGUAUCUUUGGAGAUGGGAAAAAUCUUAGUGGAAGGUGUUGGAGAAGUUCAGGAGUAUGUGGAUAUCUGUGAUUAUGCUGUUGGUUUAUCACGAAUGAUUGGAGGACCCAUCUUGCCUUCAGAAAGACCUGGCCAUGCCCUCAUUGAACAGUGGAAUCCUUUGGGCUUAGUUGGAAUCAUCACUGCAUUCAAUUUCCCAGUGGCUGUGUAUGGCUGGAAUAAUGCCAUUGCUCUGAUUUGUGGGAAUGUCUGCCUUUGGAAAGGAGCACCAACAACUCCACUCAUUAGUGUAGCUGUCACAAAGAUAGUGGCCAAAGUUUUGGAAGACAACAAUUUACCUGGUGCAAUCUGUUCCAUGACAUGUGGUGGUGCUGAUAUUGGCACAGCAAUGGCCAAAGAUGAGCGAGUAGAUCUGCUGUCCUUCACAGGAAGCACCCAAGUGGGAAAACUGGUGUCAGUCAUGGUACAAGAGAGGUUUGGGAGAAGUUUGUUAGAGCUUGGAGGAAAUAAUGCUAUUAUUGUUUUUGAAGAUGCAGACCUCAGUUUAGUUGUUCCUUCGGCUCUUUUUGCGGCUGUGGGGACAGCGGGCCAAAGAUGUACAACUGCUAGACGACUGUUUUUGCAUGAAAGCAUCCAUGAUGAAGUGGUGGACAAACUUAAAAAGGCAUAUGCACAAAUUCGUAUUGGAAAUCCAUGGGAUGCUAAUGUCCUUUAUGGGCCCCUCCACACCAAACAGGCAGUAAACAUGUUCCUUGGUGCAGUGGAAGAUGCCAAAAAGCAAGGUGGCAUAGUGGUCUAUGGUGGGAAGACUAUAGAUCGUCCUGGAAAUUACGUAGAGCCAACGAUUGUGACUGGUCUUGAUCAUGAUGCAUCCAUUGUGCACAGAGAGACGUUUGCUCCUCUCCUUUAUGUUUUAAAAUUCAAGAAUGAAGACGAGGUCUAUACGUGGAAUAAUGAAGUAAAACAGGGUCUUUCAAGCAGUAUCUUCACAAAGGAUUUGGGCAGAAUCUUUCGAUGGCUUGGGCCUAAAGGAUCAGAUUGUGGCAUUGUUAAUGUCAAUAUUCCAACGAGUGGUGCUGAGAUUGGAGGUGCAUUUGGAGGUGAGAAGCAUACUGGUGGUGGCAGAGAAUCAGGAGGUGAUUCAUGGAAGCAAUAUAUGAGACGAUCUACUUGCACCAUCAACUACAGUAAAGACCUUCCUCUCGCACAAGGAAUCAAGUUUCAGUAACAGUGUUUUGGGUUUAUAUGACACCCACACUUACCUCUUUUAUUUUUUAUUUUUUUGUGACCCCAUUUGGGGUUUCCUUGGCAAAAAUACUAGAGUGGUUUGCCAUAUCC
Molecule: messenger RNA, 1787 nt
Organism: Vombatus ursinus (common wombat)
Lineage: Eukaryota; Metazoa; Chordata; Mammalia; Diprotodontia; Vombatidae
Gene: ALDH7A1
Product: aldehyde dehydrogenase 7 family member A1
Exons: 19
Coding region: 142-1677 (511 amino acids)
Molecular function (GO): aldehyde dehydrogenase (NAD+) activity
Source: RefSeq, a predicted model, not a curated record